CAGAGCUCAAUGGGGGAGGAACGACAAAGUGCACUCGCAGGCAAACGGGACAGGGACAGGGACGGAGCCACCCAUUCUUGGUCAAACAAGCUUGUUUGCAAUUUCAUCACUCCUCCGAAACCGUCCCCAGGUGUCAUCACGCGAGCAAUGGCUACAAUGUCGACCGCAAAAUCUGCAAUCCCAGCCAUCUCCUUUCGUAUUCCUGCUUCGCUCACACCCCAAGAGGAUUUAACAGAAAAAAAGGAAAGAGAUGCCCUCCUCCUGUUUCCUCUUAAUGGCCCUCCCUCCCCUAAUACUAUUUCCGUGGCUUCAUUCUCCAAUGCUCGUUGUCUCUGCGAAGCCUGCGACCUCUGGUUGGCGAAAGUGUUGGUUUUGUUGAGCCGCGGGAGGAAUUCGAGGAAUCCCGUUUCUUUUUUUUCUCUUUUUGUUGCAAUCCCGAGUUGGCACCUUGAUCUCGGAGCUGGAGCAAAGGCGAAGGCAAUUCGUGGGAUUUCUUGAGGUGGGUGUCUGCGGAUGAGGUGUUUGUGGGAAGUUCUCUGAGGAUAGAACCGAUCUUGGCGAGUGCAUUGGAAUUCUUGGCUUUUUCGAAAUGGAGUGAGCAUAUGGUGGGUUGGAAUGGCUCCAGUUACUGAUGUCGCGCCUCUGAUGACCCGGUUGGCCCUUGAACACGAACAAUGCAAGGGAAGUACGUCGUCCAUGGAGGAUGAGGACAAUGACACGUUGGAGAACUUGAGCUCAAACAAGACCGGGAAGCCUCCAAGGAACCUCUCUGUUAUACGCCAAUGUAACAGCUCUGCUUGGUUGUCUGAAUUGUGGAUCUUCAUGCAGGACUCUGACCUCGGAAUUAUUGGUUUCAAGUCACCAACGCUUGAGAAAUCAGGUUUCUUACCUGUUUUUCGUUCCGGAAGCUGCUCGGAGAAAGGUCCAAAACAGUUUAUGGAGGAUGAGUAUAUUUGCGUGGAUAAUCUUUAUGAACAUUUCGAUUCAGCUGUGCAAGUCCCCUCCCCUGGGGCAUUUUAUGGGGUGUUUGAUGGGCAUGGAGGUACUGAUGCAGCAUCUUUCACCAGAAAGAACAUACUUAAGUACAUAGUUCAGGACUCCAACUUUCCGGCUGGCUUAAAAAAAUCAGUGAAGAGUGCUUUUGCGAAAGCGGAUAAUGCAUUUGCAGAAGCUAGCUCCUUAGAUAGUUCCUCAGGCACUACUGCUUUGACUGCCCUUAUAUUAGGCAGUAAUAUGCUAAUUGCCAACGUCGGAGACUCCAGAGCUGUCUUAGGCAAACGAGGGAGAGCAAUUGAGCUGUCCAAGGAUCACAAACCCAACUGUACCUCUGAAAGAUUGAGAAUCGAGAAACUGGGCGGUGUCAUAUAUGACGGCUACCUCAAUGGUCAACUAUCAGUUGCACGUGCCCUCGGUGAUUGGCACAUCAAGGGUUCAAAGGGUUCAAAGUGCCCUCUGAGCUCUGAGCCAGAGUUGGAGGAGCUUGUCUUGACAGAAGAAGACGAGUUCCUCAUAAUUGGUUGCGAUGGGCUCUGGGAUGUGAUGAGCAGCCAAUGUGCGGUCACCAUGGUUAGGAAAGAGCUCAUGCAACACAACAAUCCCGAGAAAUGCUCAAGAGCACUCGUCGAGGAGGCACUCCAACGCAACACAUGCGACAAUUUGACAGUAGUUGUGAUCUGUUUCUCGCCGGAUCCGCCCCCUAAGAUCGAAAUCCCCAAAUCCCAUAAGAGGAGGAGCAUAUCUGCUGAAGGGCUGGACGUUCUUAAGGGCGUGCUGAACGGUAUAUGAAGAACUGCCUCAUUGCUUUGUGUAGGUGAGAUUUAGAAACACUUAGUUUUGUUGGGGGCAGGGAUUUUUCCGAGUUACCGCCGUCCCGCCACCUUUUCGAAAGCUAGAAAAUAUGUGUUCGUAUGUCUUGUAAAGUUGAGGAUUAGUUGUCGAUUUUCGCUUGCGUUUUACCAUCCGGAUUUGAAUUAGUGCAGUUCAGUUCCUCUAAUGGG
Molecule: messenger RNA, 1997 nt
Organism: Rhodamnia argentea
Lineage: Eukaryota; Viridiplantae; Streptophyta; Magnoliopsida; Myrtales; Myrtaceae
Product: probable protein phosphatase 2C 47
Exons: 4
Coding region: 616-1785 (389 amino acids)
Biological process (GO): protein dephosphorylation
Molecular function (GO): protein serine/threonine phosphatase activity; cation binding
Source: RefSeq, a predicted model, not a curated record